AACAGCUGUUAACAUUACAUUUCCAAAGUAUUUAAUUAAACAAACUGAUACAAUGUCUUUAAAUACAUACAGUUCAUUAUAUUUUUUCAACGGUAUUCAAUAACCAGGUGAAAUACUUUGCAAUUAUGGCUGGAUUAUAAAUAAGAGGUGCCCUAAAUGGGCACCCAUUAUCUUUAUGUAGUGUAGGUUUAAUUUAAAUAUUUAGUAGACUUCAAAUUAUUUAUGAAAAAGGUUUCCUGUUAUAUGCUAACAAUUAAAACUCACACUAAGACCUUAUAUUUUGUCACUGAUAUUGAUACUGCAGUUGAAAAUGGCAGUUACAAAGGGUAUAAUUAAUAAUUUGGAGCAUGAUUGCACUUUAUUGUGUAGAUCAACUGAUCAUGGAUGCCAAAUAACAAGUGCACUCACAAAACGUGCAGUAACAGAUGAACAGUUGGGUGCUUACCUGAACUGGAUGUGUACCAAUUGCGGAGAAGUGAACGACACAGAAGGGAGAACUGCCUUACAUUUGGUUGCAUCUUGUGGUCGGUUGAAGCUAAUGAAAUAUUUAGUACAUGUGCAUGGUGCAAAUUUGAACUUUGCCGACAAAGAAUCUGGCUGCACAGCUUUACACCGUGCUGUAUUCUAUGGACAAAUUCAUAUAGCAGUGAAUUUAUUGAAACUAGGUGCUGAACUUAAUAUAUAUGACAAUGGUCAUUUAACUGCUAUUGAUUAUGCUAUCAGAGAUAGAUAUCCUCCACAAAAUUUAAAAGUUAUAAACUCAGGUGAAGUUUAUACUUGGGGCUCAAAUGAAAAUUACACACUUGGAAUUGGAAAUCAACAAUCGCGUAGUUAUCCAGAUUUAUUAGACAUCUUUCGAAAAGAAAAUAUUUCCAUAAAACAAAUAUCUCUUAAUAAAUUUCACACAAUAUUUUUGACUAAUACUGGGCGAGUAUACACAUGUGGGCAUGGUCAAGGUGGAAGACUUGGAAAUGGUUCAGAAAAUACUGUCUUAUAUCCUCGAUUGAUAAACUUUAUAGCGUCAGGUAUUGCACAAGAACCAUGCGUAAGCAUUAGCGCUGGCCGUGAUCAUAGUUUAUUUGCAAUGGAAUCAGGAAUGGUAUGGUCUUGUGGUUUAAAUACAUAUUCUCAGCUUGGUCUUGUGGAUUCUCCCAAAAUGAUACUUUCACCAAAACAUAUAAAGGGAAAAUUAUCUUCUGUUCAAAAUGUAUGUGCCGCUAGAUUUCAUUCAGUGGCUUGGGGACCAAAAGCUGUUUUCACUUGGGGCUUAAAUGCAGGACAACUUGGACAUGAUAAAACGAUGGAAGAAUAUAUCAAUGUGCCAAGAAAGGUAAUGGGGCUAGGAGCUGCUGAAAUAACAUCAGUUGCUACUAGUGACGGGGCUACAGUUAUUGUCACUUCAACAGGACAUAUUUAUGUUCUACAUGAGUUUCAAUGCCGAAAAAUAGGCUCAAAAAGAAAUGAUAUUGCAUCCAUAUCAGUUAUUGGGGGACAUUUAAGCCCAAGUCAUGCUUUAUCUCAUACUUUAAAAGAAAAAGGUGGAGAUCAUCUGCGAAUAUUGGUUUUGACAUCAGAUGGUUUAUUAUUUGUGUGGACUGAAUCUACUCCACAAUUAGUAAGAUGCAUUUAUUCUCUCAAGAGGCCCUUGUCUAUAAGAUCUUUAUGUGUGAGUUUGCAUCAUGUUUACUUAAUAACAGACCUAGGGGAAGCUUUUAAAGGUGAAUUUAAACCUUCCAAGUCCAAAAAAGAUAGUUCUUCUGGUAAUAAUACAGAUGCACGACAGUCUUCUUUCACUAAGUUUUUGAACAAACAUGAAUGUGCCAUUAUUAAAGUUCAAAGAAUUCCUAAUAUAUAUAGAGCUGUGUCGGUGGUUUGUGAUAUUAAAGGAAGAAAUUGUGCAAUCGUACAGGCAAAUCCUGUGAUUGAAACAUCUUAUGUUUCACAUAUAUCUAAUUCUGUUUUGCAAUCACAAAUGCUUGAUUUACUAGAAAAUGCAUCACAAGAGGAUUCUUUGCAUGAUGUUGCAUUCAAGGUGGGAGAUACUAUUUUUCCUGCUCACAAAUAUAUAGUUUUUGAUAGUGAUAAAAUUAAGAAAAUGUGCGAAAACUCUAAGAAUUCUAGUAUUAUUGAAAUUAAUGAUAUAGCACCACUUAUGUUCAAACAACUUUUGACUUUUUUGUACACUGGAACUUGUGAUUUAUUAAAAAUUGGACCAUGCCAUAUUAACUUUGGAGCUUGCAACAGUGGAACUGUUUCCCCGGAAAUUAAUCUAGAUGUAUAUGACGAUUUAAAUGCAGAAUAUGUGUUUGUAAAGAGCAAAAAUGAAAAAAAUAAGUCAAAGUCUAAAAUAAAAAAUGAGAAAUGUGACUUUGAUGUCAAAAAAGACCCAAUAAGACAAUUGCAAUAUUAUGCCAAGCAGUUUGGACUUUUUGAUUUAUAUUCCAUAUUAUCAAAUUAUAGAUUUGAUAAUGGCUAUAUUUGUUAUUCGGGCAAAAAUAAUAAUAAAACUUUUAUUAAACAGUUUUCUCGUUCAAUACAUCCAGAAUUGUUUGAUGUUACCAUUAAAUCAACAUCUGGAAAUGAUACUAUUUCAAUUAAAGCACAUCGUUGUAUUUUAGUUGCAAGACUAGAAUAUUUUUAUGGAAUGUUUAUGCAUGAGUGGCAGGAGAAUAAGUCAAAUAACAUUAUUAAACUUCCAUUCCCUCAAAAUAUACUGGAGAUUGUGAUAGAUUUCUUAUACUCUGAUGACUGGUGCGAUAAAGACACAUGUAAUGACAUAGAUUUUAUAUGUCAACUAUUAAUUGUUGCUGAUCAAUUGUUUAUAACUCGUCUUCGAGAGAUGUGCGAAGCUGUUUUAGCAAAGCAUAUAACAAUAAAAAAUGUUGCAACAUUUCUUCAGUUUGCUACUGUAUACAAUGCAACGAAACUUCAUAUGUGCUGUGUUAAAUAUGUGUGUUUAAACCUAGCUCCAUUACUUGAAAAUCGAUACUUGGAAGUUCUACCUGAUGAGAUAUUAUUUGAGCUCACCAAGAAAUAUUUGUGCUUCAAUAAGUAUAUGUCGACAAGAGUAUUAACACCUUAUUCUAAUGCACCAAGUGAUGAAGUGAUAAAUGAAAUUUAUGAAAAAUUUUAUAUUGAUGUAAAUGAUUUAUCAGAGAGUAAUAAAAAGAAACAAACUCCGAGAAAGAAAAAUUUGCCAAAAAGAAUUUCUGAGUCAGAUAGAGGUCGUAUGCGUAAUGAAAGCAUUUCUGAAAAUUUGAGUGAAAGCCCAAAAGUGACAAAUGGACAUAUAAUUGAGAGCCCUAAAUGUAACAAUACAAAGAUGAGCAAUAGCUCUAAAGCAAGUAAAGAACACCCAAAUGUAACCAAUGUUUUGUUAACUACUAAGGUAGAUAAUAAAAUUUUGAAUAAAGCCAUAAUAGACGAGAAAGCUAUUGAUAAAUAUACUAAGGAAAUAACUGCAGUACAAUCUCGAUUGAGAGCAAUAGCACUAGCACAUGAAAUAGUUGAUAAUGAAGAAAUGAAUUAUUCAGAAGACCAUAAAUAUAAUGAUACAAAUUUUCCUGUUUUAGGAAAAAAAUCUAUAGAAAAGGAACAAAUUCCUAAUGCUAAAAAUACUUUAGAGCAAACAGAACAUCCAAAGAAGUCUCCUUAUGCAAAAAUUUCACAGAAACAACGAAAGAAACAAAUUGCUCUAUCUGUUACUGAUAAUAUAAAGUCUGAAUCCCAUAUUCCAUCAUCUGCCUGGGAUAUCAAAGAUGUGACCAGCUAUAGUUUUGCAAAUAUUUUAAAGAAUGAACAAAAUAGCCCAACAAAAAAUGAUGUUUUACAAAAUUUGUCUAUAAAUAAUUGCAUCAUGUCGCCUAGUAAUAAUCUGAAUAUGAGCCCUGUUGGAAGUCCUAAAAGUUCAAGAUUAUUGUCUUGUAAUGAACCAGAUAUAGUUUUCUCUUCCAUCCUCGCUGAUGAACGCCAACAGCGGGAAAAUUAUUCUAAAAUGAAAUCCAAGCCUCUUGUUUUGACACAAAUUGAAGAUAGAGCAAUUGAAGAUUUAGAAAAGUUUUACAAUGUUGAUGAAAUACAAGAUGAACUGAUUACCAUAGCCAGAGUAUGUAUGGUAUAUUCUAGCCCUUUGUGGGUUCAAAAAUAAAUAACUAAUCACUUAUUUAAUAAGUGAACUAAAAAUUAUGUUAAUAAAAAUUAAUA
Molecule: messenger RNA, 4203 nt
Organism: Ctenocephalides felis (cat flea)
Lineage: Eukaryota; Metazoa; Arthropoda; Insecta; Siphonaptera; Pulicidae
Product: inhibitor of Bruton tyrosine kinase-like
Exons: 15
Coding region: 311-4147 (1278 amino acids)
Molecular function (GO): protein binding
Source: RefSeq, a predicted model, not a curated record